Molecule: messenger RNA, 1640 nt
Organism: Mustela erminea (ermine)
Lineage: Eukaryota; Metazoa; Chordata; Mammalia; Carnivora; Mustelidae
Product: testis-specific serine/threonine-protein kinase 1
Exons: 1
Coding region: 201-1292 (363 amino acids)
Biological process (GO): microtubule cytoskeleton organization; protein phosphorylation; intracellular signal transduction
Cellular component (GO): cytoplasm
Molecular function (GO): tau-protein kinase activity; protein serine/threonine kinase activity; ATP binding
Source: RefSeq, a predicted model, not a curated record
ACCCACUGAAGUCACCUGGGGGACAAUGCUGAAUGUUCCACCCCAGAGUCUUGGCCUCUAGGAGGCAGGGACAGCAGGCCCGGCCAGCCCAGAGGACUCUCUGUCCACAGUGUAAAUGAGGACAUUUAAUGAGGGCAGCUGGCCCAUGUCCCGCAGGGAUGUAGAGGGCAGCCUCAGAGGCACUGGGCGCUCCCGGCACCAUGGAUGACGCUGCCGUCCUCAAACGACGAGGCUACAUCAUGGGGAUAAAUUUGGGAGAGGGCUCGUACGCAAAAGUCAAAUCCGCUUACUCUGAGCGCCUGAAGUUCAACGUGGCGGUUAAGAUCAUCGACCGCAAGAAAGCCCCCACGGACUUCUUGGAGAAAUUCCUUCCCCGGGAAAUUGAGAUUCUGGCCAUGCUAAACCACCGCUCCAUUGUCAAGACCUAUGAGAUCUUCGAGACAUCAGAUGGCAAGGUCUACAUUGUCAUGGAGCUUGGGGUCCAGGGUGACCUCCUGGAGUUCAUCAAAACCCGGGGAGCCCUGCAUGAGGACGAUGCUCGCAAGAAGUUCCACCAGCUCUCCUCAGCCAUCAAGUACUGCCACGACCUGGACGUCGUCCACCGAGAUCUCAAGUGUGAGAACCUUCUCCUCGACAAGGACUUCAACAUCAAGCUGUCUGACUUCGGCUUCUCCAAGCGCUGCCUGCGGGACGACAGCGGCCGCAUCAUCCUCAGCAAGACCUUCUGUGGGUCAGCGGCGUAUGCGGCCCCCGAGGUGCUACAGGGCAUCCCCUACCAGCCCAAGGUGUAUGACAUCUGGAGCCUGGGCGUGAUCCUCUACAUCAUGGUCUGUGGCUCCAUGCCCUACGAUGACUCCAACAUCAAGAAGAUGCUGCGCAUCCAGAAGGAGCACCGUGUCAACUUCCCCCGCUCCAAGCACCUGACUGGUGAGUGCAAGGACCUCAUCUACCGCAUGCUACAGCCGGACGUCAACCGGCGCCUGCACAUCGACGAGAUCCUCAGCCACUGUUGGGUGCAGCCCAAGGUGCGGGGCCUGUCCUCUGCAGCCAUCCACAAGGAAGGGGAGAGCUCCCGGGGUGCUGAGCCCUCACGGACCCCUGAGACCCCUGACAAAAAGUCUGCCACCAAGCUGGAGCCCCGGGAGGAGGCAGGGCCCGAGACACAGUCCGAGCCAAAACCCAACGAGGAGGAGACUUUGCAAGUGCCAGUGUCAAGGCAAUCAGACACCAUGGACCUUAACGGAGAGCUGCCCGGCAGAGUGAUAGAGGAAGAGGCCCUCCCACAACCCUGACAGACACACACCUAGCGAGCCUCUCUUGGCCCAGGGGGCCAGCUGGGAAUGAAGCAGAGUUCAUGGCUUUAAGCCUGAGCUCCAGAGAAAUCAAGGGACAAAGCAGAGAAGGAAGAUUGUCCUGGAUGAGCCACUAUUUUCGUCAGUUUCUUCUCCCCCUCUUUGAACUUGGUAACCCACAUGGCUAAAGGAGCAAUAAAUCACUAUAUUAGUGCAGACCCCAAGAUGAAUGUCUUUUCCCUAGCUGACUGUGGUCAUCCAGGGAGAGGAUCCUGCACUCCCCGCGUUCCCCAAACCCGGCCCCCUACUCUCAGAUCGGAUGGCACCUCAUUUCACCUCUAGUUUGGG